This is a messenger RNA of Protopolystoma xenopodis, 615 nucleotides long. NCBI's taxonomy places the organism in Eukaryota, Metazoa, Platyhelminthes, Monogenea, Polystomatidea, Polystomatidae. The record is from the annotation of a GenBank genome assembly.
AUGCAGGAUUUGACGUUUCCGGACUCGGUUCAGCGUCAUUCACUCGAACAGGCACUCGUAAAGAUCAUGGUCAACGCUAAGGGUCGUUGGUUCCGGACACAAUGCAACAACAGACAGCAGUUCACACGUACACACAUACACAGAGGCCCACAUAAUCACAACAUGGCGGAACGAAAGGCGACCAUCAAGAAUGCCGACAUGACGGAGGACAUGCAGCAGGAUGCCGUCGAGUGUGCAGUAGCGGCAAUGGAGAAGUUCAACAUCGAGAAGGACAUAGCCUCCUACAUCAAGAAGGAAUUCGACAAGAAGUACAACCCCACUUGGCACUGCAUAGUUGGGCGUAAUUUCGGCAGAUGCUGCCAUAACUCAUUUCGGCUUCUCCUUAAUUUACCAAUUGGAGUUCCACCUCAUUGGCGUGGUAACCAAACAAUUGUUGUUGGGCGCGAUUUCAAAAAACACACCUUAAACUGCCAUUGUUGCCAUGUCUUCUUCCAGCAUUAUACAGUCAAGUGCAUUAUUUUUGUUUACUUUUGUAGCUAUGUAACGCACGAGACGAAGCACUUUAUCUACUUCUAUCUUGGACAGGUCGCUGUACUCCUGUUCAAGUCCGGCUAA